GGGGAGGUGCAUAAACUCUGCUAGGGUAUAAUUGCAUGAUUACGCAAACACCUAUUAGAGUAUGUCCUGGGCAAAGGACAAAGGGAGUGUCACCUGUAAGCAGACAGAUCAGUGAGCACAUUUAACCAUAGUGCAUGUGUCUAUUAGCACUAUACGUUUAUCGAUACAUCGAAGCUUUCCUAGCACCCUGCUAAGGUCUCUUCUGGAUACUGUACUGUGGAUGGACUUCUAAUUGAGGAUAGUCGUUCAGGACCAAGUCAGAAGGUUUAGCCAUUAGAAUUAUGGAUGAAUUCCUGAAUGCAAUAGACGGAGUACUAGCACAGCAUGGGGAACCCUUCAGCAACUAUGCCAGUAGACCAAGUGCAAAAAACAUCUAUGAGCAGAGGAAACAGUAUGCAAAGACAGUAUCCAAUGACACCAACAACUUUCAGCAUAGAGUGGAGCAUUUGCUAACAUGUGAAUUGGGCAAUGAUAUAAGAUAUGUAGAGGAUUGUCUGAAACGCCUCCAAAUCUUGAAUUCAGAGGGUAAAGUAUGGGGCCAGGAUAUGAUUCUUAAGGUACAAAAUGGAGAAGUGGUCUUAUCUGACCUGGAGUCAAGGGACAGUCUUGAAAAUAUCCCGUUGCAAUAUAUAGAAAACUGCCGUUCUAAGAUGGGGCACUCCUCCUAUAAUUCUAUUCUUGCAGUUACUGUCCAGAACAAGGGAAAAUCAAGCAUAAUGCUGUUCCAGUGCGAAGAACAACCUAAACCGGAUGGGACUUAUCGAAUGACUGCGGAUUACAGAGGUCUAAACAGAGAGGCACCUCCAUUAAAAUCAGCUUUACCUGAUAUGAUCUCCAUCACAGAGAAAAUAGCCAAAGAGGCAGGAGAAUAUCAUGCUGUGAUAGACUUGGCUAAUGCUUUCUUUUCAAUCCCAAUAGAGCCAGAGUGUCAAGACCAGUUUGCCUUUGUGUGGUACAUCCGCCAGUACAUUUUCACUGUGCUUCCUCAAGGAUACCUUCAUUCACCAACAAUUUGUUAUGGACUGAUUGCUCAAGAUUUGAGCACCCUGAAGUUGAAAGUCGCUAUGUUUCACUACAGUGAUGACAUCAUGAUCUCUGGAACCGGAGGAUAUUCACCUAUUUCACAAAGGAAGUUUGAACCAGGGUCUGUAACCUUCCAGCCACCAUUUCAUACUCAGUCACCAGGCAACCAAGCAGAAGACAUAAAACGUGAUAUUGAAGUGUUAAAUCAUGUUCUUGGUGAUAUCGAAAUAUUUGUUGGAAAUUUGGAUUUAUAUAAAAAGAAAAAAAAAGGAAAAACUGCUAUUCCAGAAUCAGAUUUUUUGGACUGCCUUCAGAAGAUAAAAUACGCUUUUAAUUUAUUGGCAAAAGUCCAAGACCAUAUGUUCCAGCCAACUGCUGCAGACCUGGUCCAUAUGCUAUUUAAUAUACUUCCCAAGAUCCUGUCCAACUGCCCCAGGAAGGACAUGUCUAGUUCUGUGCUGUCUCCUUUUCCAACACAAAAGGCUUUGCUGUUGUUGAGCUCAUGUGUGUCGGAUAAAGAAAGAAAGCUAUGGGAAAACUUAGGGGAUGCUUGGUUAAGAACAAGAGCUGAUUGGCCUAAUGCAAAGAUGAUCCCACCAUAUACACCAGUAUUCUCAGAUGGAUGGAUUCUUCCAGACAUAAAUACAGUAAAUGAACAGCCACAGCAUUCGGGAACUCCCGAACGCCACAGAAACUUUCAACAAACGCCCAUAAAAGUUCUUUACGACUUUGAAGCCAGGAAUCAACGUGAACUGUCAGUGAGGAAAGGAGACAGAGUAAAGGUUCUAGAUCAGAGCAGGCAGUGGUGGAUGGUUGAGAAUGUACAGGGGCAGAGAGGUUUCAUCCCAAACAACAUACUGGAGAGCACAGACAAUGGACAGUUGCCUGGACAAAUACCAACAUCAAUAAAACCCCAUUCAACUCCAGGAGAAGUGACAGCAUGGUUACAAAAUAAGGGAUUUUCAAGAAUCACUGUGAAGUGCUUAGGAAUUCUGACAGGUAAUCAGCUGCUGGAACUGUCUCGUCAGGACCUGAAGGCCGUUUGUCCUGAAGAAGGUGGCCGCGUAUUUACUCAACUGAACGACAUUUGAUCAUCUCUAGAAAUAUAAGCACUUGGUGAUCCAGGAAUGAUAUUUCUAAUGGAAGAUAUAAUUUUAAGACGUAAAACAAUACAAAGUUCUUACUAAUUACUAUUUAAAUUGUAAUGUGCUGCUGA
Nanorana parkeri is the source of this 2239-nucleotide messenger RNA. RefSeq names its product EPS8 like 3 (gene EPS8L3). Lineage: Eukaryota; Metazoa; Chordata; Amphibia; Anura; Dicroglossidae. Gene Ontology annotation, molecular function: actin binding. The record is from RefSeq and is a predicted model, not a curated record. Gene Ontology annotation, cellular component: ruffle membrane; plasma membrane; vesicle. Bases 282 to 2114 code for a protein of 610 amino acids. Gene Ontology annotation, biological process: regulation of Rho protein signal transduction; positive regulation of ruffle assembly; Rho protein signal transduction. The transcript has 19 exons.